GAGAUAGAUUUCAAAAAAGGAAGAUGGCGACGAGGAAUAUGUGUCAAAGUAACAAUUUUGUGUAAAAUGAUUCCUUUUCUUGUCACGCACAGCAGAUGUAAUGAGUGAGAAGUCCAUAGGGGCGAAAGGUAAACCGCCUGAUAAGCAAGAUGCUACAGCGGACGGGAAUGCUCCAAAUUCAAAGGAAAAACCAAUUAACAAUGUAAACGAAAAUGCAUGCGGCGAAAAGUCCGAGCUACCCAAAAUAUCGGACAAACCGAAAGUGUUCGACAGAAAAUCAGAUUCGCGACCGAACAUGAAAAUCAACCCCAUAAAUAGCAGGAAUGGUAAACUGAAAAGGGACGAUGACAAACGUUCUUCUUAUCCAGCAAGAAGUCCUCAUUCUCGCAGUCGUCAUUAUGAAAAGUUAGAUUCCAGAACAUACCAGUCUUCAUCCUUCAAGACUGAAGUGAAAAGAUCAGAUUCAACAAAGGCUUUCAAUGAUGACUCAAGGCUUUCUAAGUACAUCCGAAGAGUCGUAAGAGAUGGGGAUAAAGAAAGGAGGAUCUCAUCUGCCAAACAGCUUCGAGAUUAUCUACGUACCUCAGAUGGAAUAAAGACUGUUUAUAAAGUAUCAGAGGAUGCCUGGACCUCAUUGCAAGAUGUGUUCUAUGAAAGAUCAUCCCUGUGUCCAAAGGAAGUGAAAGUAGAAGUUGCAAAAUGUGUGGGGAUCAUUGGAGGAAUCAUGGGACAUGAUUCACAGAGAUAUUUUCAGUGGCUUUUCUGUCAAACAAACAAUAUGGUGGAUGACGACAUCCGUUCAUUGUUUAUUGAUGCACUCUAUGAAACCCUUCGGUAUGAUGAGAAGAAACAAGCAACUGCCAAUCUUAUGCCUAUGGUGAUGGCCAAUGUGCAGACGCUGUUGGAGAAUGCAGACACACCAGAUCUCUUGUGUUCAGUGGUCAACGUCAUCUUACAUAUCGCCAAAAAUUAUCCCAGUGUCUUCACGUCUCACUUCAGGGAUACUGUUGAUAUUUUGGUGGGCUGGCACAUUGACUCCACACAGAAGGACACUCUGAUUGAGUUCACGUCUAAUGCUCUGGUCGAGUUCCACAGGUACUGGGUUAAUGACAUCUCAUUCUCCACCACACUGCUGGGACAGUUCCUGGAGGACAUGGAAGCCUAUGCUGAGGAUCUGGCCUAUGGUUGUGGGGACCAGACUUACCCUGAGGAAGAAGUCCCCAUUCCUGAGGACUGCAUCAUCAAAAUCGGAGCCCUGCUGAAAGUUUUCACAACAGUGGUUAGAAGCAUGGGAGAGGAGUUUUCCCCCAGCAAACAAAUCACACGAGAGUAUAUGUCACAGAUUUUGGACAGAAUUACCAAGAGUGUUGAUACUGCCACCAGACACUACUUUUCAGAAGACAUGGUCAUUGAAGCCAACACCUGUAUCCUGAUUUUGAUUGGUCAGCUGCGGUCAGAGGUUGUCCACAGUGAGGAGCCCCUAUUGUCAUUCCUGUUGUACCAGAUCUUUACAGAGAGGCUCGUCUCCUAUCAAUUCAUCACCUCCAUUCUUACAGUGUGUCAGAAGGUGAUAGAGACAUUUGGAAUUCAGUUACCUGUGAACUUUGUGAGUCAGCUGUUUUCUCCAGGAUCCAUGCUACAGAGAUACCGCUUCUGCCACAGUGAACAGAUUAUACAACAAAUUCUGGCAACCUAUCAUGACGUCAUGGUGUUGAAGAGUGUGCCCCUGUUGGAGGAGUCCUUUAAGUAUGUAGUUGGAGACCUUCAGCGUGCUUUUAACACUUUGCUACAAGCAGCCGGUGAGAAGACGGAGAAAAGCGUGAUUUCUGGUAAUCCCUAUGCUGAUGUCGUUUACAGUGUCUCAGAAGCGGAAUCAGCUUGUAUCUUUAAUCUCUGUGCUCUGGCUGAAAUUGGAAACACCAAGAGCAAUUUGAUUGCAAUGUGGGCCCUGUCUCCCAGUAUAUUUGACCUAGUUAGUAAGCACCUGAGCCCCCUGGACGAGGUCGUAUCAGAGGUCUACCCAGCUGUCCAGUAUGCCCUCCUGAACACUCUAUUUUCUCACUGCUCCAGACAUGGUAACUUUGUGUCCAGUAGCAGUUUGAUUAUGCAGACUCCCAGACUGGAUGGCUCCCUAAUGGCCAAUGUAAAUCCCACCACGGCGGGCAAUUUCACACAGAUUCUGAAGCUGCUGGCAGGUCUUCUAGCCCAAGGCCAUGCCUCUUAUGACAGCAGAUGCUUAGGAAUGAAGUGGAUUGCAGAUAUUAUUGGCAGUCUUCAGACCAACCCACACAUCUUCUCCUCAGACGAGUUCACUAAUGUCAUCAGAUAUAUUACGCAACUAGGUCACCAUAAUGACUUCUGCAUCUCCAUGUGUGUGUGCAAAUGUUUACAGAAUGUUUAUAAAAUCAACAGCAAUCUGCCAAUCAGCUUGAUUCAAAGUGCUUUGAAGCUCAGUGUGUACAAAUUGUCAGAUGUAAGGUCAGAGGUCAGAGAGGGCUACCUGAAUCUUCUAAAAGUCCUGCCAGUCAAUGUCACUACCAGGUUAUACAGCCUGUUACAUCUGAGUGAUGACAACGAUCAGUCCCUCAGUAUUCAGGAGGGAGCAGAAGGAGUCACUGCUGCAUGGCUAGCCCGGCGGGCUCACAUCAGUCGAAUCCCUAAUGGAGAAUUCCAUUCUGUGAACUUCAGACAAAUCAUGGCCUACAUACUGCAUGAAACUCAGCCCAUCCAAUCAGGAAGUUGGAAUUGGUUAGAGGCCAUGUUUUACAGCUGUCAGGAUGCCUCUCGGGAUAACAAAAUGAUGGAGACGUUUAGGAUGGCAAAUUUUGUGGAUAACAAUGAGGCAAUGCUGUGGUUUUGGGCCACAUGGGAAUCAGCCCAGUACUGUGUGUUGAACAGAUUGAGAACCCCCCUUGGGAAACCCCAGGACACAUUUACCUCCAUAGAGGGUGUACUGAAGACAUUUGCUAAAGAGCUUGAUAAAUCUACUGAUGAGAGAAAUGACAUCAACAAAACAGAACAAAAGAAAGGAGUGAAGCAUGAUGAUCUGUCCAGCCACUUAAGAGUUCACCUCCUUCUGCAGUUCAUGGAACACUUGGAAAAACUUCUAUAUAAUGCUUAUGAGGGAUGUGCCAUGGCUAUGCCAAUGUCUCCAAAGAGUGUGAGGACAUUCUUCCGGACCAACAAGGGCACCUGUUUGGAGUGGUUAUCUCGGAUCCGCUCUUCUGUCAUCAAGAUAGCACUACACAACGGCAUGCCAGCCAUGGCUGUCAGACAGUGUCAUCAGCUGCUGCAGGAAAUGAAGGAAAACAACACACUUCAGGGAAUUGAGUUUGAGCAGACAGUACUGUUCCUAGUGAAGGCUUUGGGAGAACUGAAGCAGGGAGAUGCUAUUAUGGGAGUGUACAGCUGGUGUAAAGAACAAACAGGCAAAAAAUUCCUCUGGAUCAAAGCUUUGGUGGAAAAAGCAUCUGGGAAGUAUGAGAGUGCUGCAAAGGAAUUAAAGAGUGUGCUGAAGUUAAUGGUGUCUUCGGAUUCGGAGAAAACUGACUCCCCCCGAGAAGAUCUGACAAAGAUGGAGAUGAUCAUGCCCAAGAAGAUCACUGGAAUUCUGAGUAAACAGUCCCCCUUCCCUCAGCCUGACAGCAACCUACCAGUGUUAAAGCUCCACUUUGUAGUAACUCAGGUGUUUGAUUGUUAUGAAAAGUUACAUGAUUGGGAAUCGGUGAUGGAAUGGCAGGAUACAAUCUUACAGUACAGACAGAAUUACAGUCAGCUACAGACAGCGUUCUACUCUGACAUAGACCUCAACUACAUCAGAGCUCUAUCAGCUUUUGAGGAGGGUGAUUUUGCUGAGGUUCGGGAGAAACUAGAACUUGUUCCAGGAUCCUCUCUGUCUGAGAUAAACAUCAGUCCUCAGUCAUACAGUCAAUGGAGCCCUGGGGAGAAGCUGGAUCUGAUCAACAGACAGUUUAUCAGACUUACCACAUACUCUCAGGACCCCAAGUCCACAAGUAGCAAGACUGAUAUUUCGAAAUGUCUGAGUCAUGUAGAAAGCCUGGAGGAAAGUGUGCUAAGAGUGGCCUCCCUUGAGUGGCCUGUCCUUGUUGCUCAGAGAGCCUUGACUCACCUAUGUACCACCACAGUCCUGAGGAGACAGAUUGAAGAUAAAAAGUCAAAGAUGAUUCUGCUACCACUGAGUGAGGAUUAUGGUAUGGAUUCUGAUGAACAUGACAUAUCCUCAUACCUUCACUUACAAAGACUACUGGAUAUACAGAGACAAAAUACAGCACCAGAAAAGAAGUCAAGUCUGACAAAUCAAAUUUUGAAGAUUCAGCUCUCCACAGCUAGCCUGGCAAGGAAACAGGGUAAUUACAACCUGGCUGAGAAUGUCCUUUUAUCACAGAUCGACACUCUUGUCAAACCUAACAUGGAGAAUGGGAAAAUUGCCCCUGAAGGACUGUUACAAGCCCUCUCUGUUCUACAGAGUAACACCAAGGCAGCCAGUCAGCUGGAAAUUCUGGAAGUGGAGCGGGAAGGAGCUAAGCUUCUCCACAGCAUGUCACAGCAUAAAGAGAGCGUUGACAUUCUGUCCAGCAGCAUUGUAGGUUUUAUCUGUGCUGACUUAAUGAAUGACAAGAAAGACAAAGAGAUGCUGGAGAACUGUAGUCAACUGUGUGGGAAGUCAUUGCUGACCCUGGUCAAGUGGUUACAGCUGGACUAUAAGAACCUGUCCGCUGUCCUGACCCAAACCCCGGGAGAGGACUGUGUGCUGGGAGGGAACUUGCAGCUCCUGAUGGAGACAGAGGCAAGGGCGGCACAGCAAGGCAUGGGACUGGUCAUGGAGGAAAACAACAUCAGUAUAGGAGAGAGUGCCAUUGUGAGUGACACUGACAGUCUGAUUGGACGACUGCUUCACCUAAGUACCAUUGAGUGUCCAACGCUGAGCAAGACGUGGUUUACACUGGCUGGAUGGUGCUAUAAAUGGGGGCGCAAAUCUGUAGACAAUGCCAGCCAUGGAUUUGUUGACCUGCUGAGUGAAGAAAUAGAGGAAGUGAAAGCUGUUCUGCCCAAGGGGACAAGUUCAGAUGAGACCGGGAAGGUUUUGAGUGUUCUUCGUCAGAUCCACACUCUGGAUAACAGCGAGGAGGACAUCUGUGAACAGGAUCAGGGACAGUAUGAUGAUGGGGCAGAGACCACACGACGCCAGCUGUUGGCCUGUGGUCAGUCCUUACAGACCGCUAGUGACCAGUGCAUUGAGGGUCUACUGACCAUUUGGAGAGGAAUCGUCCAUAGAGUGUACCAUUACUAUCAGCUCUCGGCCAAGGCUUACUUCACCUACUUACAACUUAAUGGAAAGGCUAAAUCAGAGAGAAGCAAUGAGGAUGGUAAUGUUAUAGCUACUCUACGACUGUUGAGACUACUGGUGAAACAUGCGUGGGAGUUACGUAAUGUUCUGGAAUCGGGAUUAGCUAGUACACUCACCACUCCCUGGAAAGGAAUAAUACCUCAGCUGUUUUCACGUCUAAGUCACCCAGAAGUGUAUGUCAGACAAAGUAUUUCCGACCUUUUGUGUCGUGUGGCCCAUGAUGCACCACACCUAAUUGUAUAUCCAGCCGUUGUGGGGUCCUCCUCUAAAAUGGAUGACACAGACACCAAAAGAGAAGGAUUACUGAAUCAGUAUCUAACAAAACAGCUGGAUGAUGAUGAAGAUGAAGACAGGUCACAAGGAGAAGAUAGCGAAGAGAUGGAUGUUACCAGCACAAUGUUACAGAACUGCUUAGCUUCCAUCGUCGAGGCCCUCUCCUACAACAAUCCUGUUAUGAUUCGGGAGGUGAAGCAGCUCGUACAUGAGCUGAGAAGGAUCACGCUGCUUUGGGAUGAACUGUGGCUGGGAACACUCAAUCAGCAGCAUAUUGACGUAACCAGGAAGUUACAACAACUGGAGGCUGAGGUCAAAAAGGUCAUGAACAACUCCAGUCUCACAAAGGACGAGAAGAUGGCAAUUAUCAGAGAAAAACACAGAACUAUUAUGAAACCUACACUCUAUACUUUGGAGAGAUUACAGGAAAUUACAUCACAGGAGGUAGAAACACCACAUGAGCAAUGGUUUCAGGAGAAUUAUGGGAAACUGAUUACCAUGGCAAUGGACAGACUGAUGAAUCCCACAAAUCCUAACCAUCCUAGCAGUAGCUGGCAGCCAUUCAAACAGCUCCACAGUAGCUUACAGCAGAGAGCUCAGAAGAGGAGCAGUCUGAUUCUAAAGAUGGACAGAAUCAGUCCAAAGCUGCAAACCCUCAAGUCAACAGUCAUCCCCAUGCCAGGCCUAGGAAUGUCAGGAAAGGUUGUCACGAUCGAGUCAGUUUCCAAUACAGUGCAGAUUCUUCCCACAAAAACCAAACCUAAGAAGCUUAUGUUAUUAGGGUCUGAUGGGAAAAGAUACCCCUAUCUGUUCAAAGGACUAGAGGAUCUGCAUUUGGAUGAGAGAAUCAUGCAGUUUUUAGGAAUAGUGAAUAAUAUGUUCAUUAAUGACAACAGACAAGAGCAGCAGUUGUUUCGUGCUCGCCAUUAUUCUGUGACCCCACUGGGGCCCCGUUCUGGACUGAUUCAGUGGGUGGAUGGUGCUACUCCCCUCUUUAGUUUGUAUAAGAGAUGGCAGCAGAGAGGUGCUUUAGCCCAGUCUAUAAAGAGCCAGAGUACUAGCAGUGCCUCUUCCACAAACCAGGCCACCACCAUAUUACGGCCAAGUGAAAUCUUCUACAACAAGCUCACUCCAGCACUCAGAGAGAAGGGUAUCACAAAUCUGGAGAAUCGUAAAGAAUGGCCGCUGAGUGUCCUCAGAGGUGUGUUACAAGAACUAAUGACAGAAACUCCAGGGGACUUACUGGCAAGAGAGCUUUGGUGCUCUAGUACUGGAGCUAAUGAAUGGUGGCACAUCACUCAGUGUUAUGCGAGAUCCACCGCCAUCAUGUCUAUGAUUGGGUACAUUAUUGGACUGGGGGACAGACAUCUGGACAACGUCUUGGUGGAUUUGGCAACUGGAGAGGUUGUUCAUAUUGACUACAAUGUCUGCUUUGAGAAGGGAAAAGGUUUGAGAGUACCAGAGAAAGUCCCAUUUAGAAUGACACAGAAUAUUGAAACUGCUCUUGGAGUAACAGGCAUAGAGGGAACAUUUAGAAUUUCUUGUGAACAUGUAAUGAAGACCCUGAGGAAAGGUCGGGAGACUCUGCUCACCCUGUUGGAGGCCUUUGUGUAUGACCCCCUUGUGGAUUGGACCACAGGAAAUGAGGGAGGAUAUGCAGGGGCAUUCUAUGGAGGUGGAGGAUUGUCUGUGAUGGGAGCAGGGGGAGAUAACAGACAGACCAAAAGAGACAUGGAGAAGGAGAUAACUCUCAGCAUGUUCUCCAUCAGAGUGGCUGAAAUGAAAGUUCCUUGGAUCAAAAAUAGAGAUGACAUUCUAAGAGCCUUGCCAAAGCUUCGAGAGGAAGUCAGUGUAUGGUGUUCUGCUGCAGACAAACAUGCUGCUGCUGUGGAAAGUCAAGAUAACAUGAAGGAGGUCAAGCGCCUGGUGAAGGAUGCCCUGGGGGAUCCUGAUCAUUCAUUGUUCUCACUUCAUGACAGGUACGAAGAAUAUGCUAUUGUGAAAGCAAAUCGAGAUUCUGUCUUCGAAGUACUGGAGAAGACCAUUAAUGAAUUCAGUCACUGGCAGAAACUGCACAAGCAUGUAAUCGAGAGCAUCCAAGGUGCUGCCUUCCAGAAGAUGUGUGCUGAUGUAGCUACACCCCUCAAUCUGGGUACCACUAGUUUUGGGACAGUCACGGACUUCUUACAGGGAGCAGGGCAGAGUCAAAUUGUGUCGCAGUGUGAGCAGCUCGAGGCAGAGAUGGUUAGUUACUUACAGCUCCAGAGAUCUCACUUACAUCGAGCCAUGGAUGUACUUCAUACCUACGCCACCAUCAUCUCACAGUUUGGUACAAGUUUUGCUGAUCAGAACAGGACAGGCUAUUAUCUUAUGUGGUUACAAGAAGUUUUUUGUGAUUUCACAUCAGAAAGAUGUGAAGAAGUUGUCAGUCAGUUCCACGAGCUCUAUGGGAAACAGGGUUUCUCUCCAGCUAAAACUCAACUUGUUCUGAACACGGAGGCCAGAAUACAGGGGAUUAUUACAGAUGUCAAUGCCCGCCUCUUAAAGUUGUUGGAGAGGAGACGUCAGGAAAAUGCUGAGACAGAGUACUUAGAACAUCAGAUUGUGGAACAGAACAAGUCUGUGCAGACUUUUGUCAGGGAGAAUGGAUUAAGUGGGGUGUCUAGUUUGAUGGCGUGGGUGAUAUCUGCCCUUUGUGCACUCAACAAGCGUUACAAUCAGAUGGAGGGUGCUGCUGCAGGGGCAGGUGAUCGCUUGAUGGAUCUUACAUCUCGGGAUGGAGACUGGUUUCUAGAUGAAUUGUGCAGUAUGAGCAGUAACAUCAUGCACUACAUAGACAUUCUCAAGGUCAACACUUCAGUACAGGAUCUGGAACAUUUCAAUUCUUUGUUUUUGGCCUUGACCUCUACACAUAAUGUGUACACUGCCCUACAGGAUUUGAACCUGAAUUUUCGUUCGAUUAUAUUGCCUGAGGCUCUGAAGGCCAUUCAGGCCCAGAAUGCCAGUGUAUGUAAGGCCCUACAAGACAUGGAGAAGCUGUUCUCUGAUUCUGGUUAUCCAAUAGAAACUGUUAUUUCACAAUUAGAGACACUUCACAGGAAUGCCAUCAUGGGAAAUGAGAAUGAUAACUUGGAGAUAAUGACAGUGGUAAAGAGGAUGCAGGUGGAGUACCAGGAGAUCUUAUCCGGGUCUGGGGAGGGGGAGGACAUGUCUGCUGGACAAAUGCUCUUAAUGGGGUUCAAUGGACUCUUCACUCGUUUGGAGGAGGAAUUUACUGGACUCAUGGAUGCCAUGGACUCUCUACUGGUCCCUGAUGUCUGGAGAAAAGUGGAUGCAGUAAGAGAGGGAAAGGCAAUGCAGCUCUCCUCCUUCACCAGCAGUACCAGACAUUAUCUAUCCAGUCUUUUCUUUGUCAAACGACUGCAGACCAUGCAGGCAUUCUUCCAUAUGUGCACUCAGUAUGCUGCCAAUCUUCAAGGAAUUGAGGGUGGAAGUUGCUAUGAUGAUGAACAAUUGUCAAGACCAGUGAAGCGUUUUAUUGCUGAAUAUGUACGAAAACAGGUGAUAGGAUUCCCAUCUCAAGUAUUGGGUUACAUGUUAUGUGUGUUCAUUGAUGCCCUUGGUGUAAAUGUAACAGCAGAAAUCGAGUUUAAGGACAUUGGAGCUGAGUUUAAGGUUCCCCUGGAGGACUUGAGGAAAAAGGCAGUGGACAUUUGUCUGAGGAAUAGCCAGUUCCAGCAUGUACACUUCACCCAGGCCAGCACCAUUGUUAGUGCUCUGGACUCUGUCUGGAGGAGACACGACCUGGCCAGGAGACUGGACUCAAGUUUAGUGGUGAUGAAGAACUGUCUUCAGAGAUCUCAACUUCAGCUGGCACGAGUUCAGUGGCUCCACGAGGACCUGUUUGUGAACGCUGGACGCCACCUCAACCAGAUGGUGAUGCCUAACAGAGCUACAGUCAUGUCAGAGAUGAGAAAGAGCAUGCAGGCCUUGGCAGCUCAGGAAACAGGGCUGGUGAAUUGUUACUCCCAUUACAUCCAGUUAGAGGGCAGCAUCAUACAGAGACUUAAGUGGGCAGCUGGUGCAAACCCCUCUCUGAAUCUGGUGCUGCAACAGUUUGACGAAGCCAGCUCAUAUAGAAAACUGCUGUAUGAGGAAGAGAGAAAGGGAGCCACAGAGGUAGUGAGUCUGUGUCAGGGAAUUCUACACCUGGAGGCCCUGAGGACGAGGACAAGUGAGGCAUCUGCCUCAGAUACAAACUUCCUCAACCUCAUAAACAAGUGCAGUGAGACUUGUCUGAUGAUGGAGUCCACUCACAGCUCUGUCACAGACACAGAAAUCUUGCUGAUGAACACAAAAAGCUCUGGAGAGAACCAGAGAAUUGAUAAGAAAUGGUUAGAGGACUGUAAGGUAGAUGUACAGACUCAGAUUGAUUCUCUCUGUCAGGAGGCGGACAAACUCCAGAAAGAUGUGGAUGCAGCCAAGGAUGCCAUUAAGGAUGAAGUGAUGGCCAUUAAGACAAUCUUGACCACUCAUCAUAAGCUAAUGUCGGACAUACGCACCAUUCUCAAGUCCAUGUCCAAGCUGGAAGAGCAAGAAGAAGGGGAUUCCCCCGUCUUCAGCGGGAUCAGAGAAUACCUUGUUGUCUACAAGAACUUCUCCGAGACCCUGGCCAUGGUGUUGAAAAUUGUUCUGAUGGAGGACAUGACAAAAGAAGGAAUGAAAGAGGCUGAUUCCAUGAUAGAUAAUCUUCUGACACUGAUUCCUCAAAUUUUUGAUGACCUGGUGAAUCUGGCCCCUCCACUGAUAUCUGAGGAGGAGGAAUCUACAGAAAAUCCUGCUGACUCCAGCUUUGCCUCAGCAUUGAAGAAGCCACUGGAAUCCAAUGAACUGUCCAGCCCAGUCAGUAAACCACUACACAGAGAAGCCUCCACUCCAGCCUUAGGCAGUCCACAUGUCAACCUUAUGGCUAAGAUUUCAAGUCAAGGUGGGAAGAAGUUGGAUAAAAUAACAAGAGAUCCAAGAACUGGGAAAGCCAUACAAGAGAGGAAUUCCUAUGCUGUCAGUGUAUGGAGGAGAGUGAAGAUGAAGCUGGAUGGCCGUGAUCCGGACCUCAACAAACGCCUUUCUGUGGCUGAACAGGUGGACUUUGUGAUCAAAGAGGCCAACAACCUUGAUAAUCUAGCUGUCCUAUAUGAAGGUUGGACACCCUGGGUAUGAACUAGCCUUAAAAACCGCAAGAUUCUUGCCGGCUAAAACUGCUCCAUAAUCCAACACACCUACCACACAGUGCUGCCACUGUGAAGGAGAGGCGUGGGUCGUAUAGACACAGAGGGUAGACCAUCAACAUAGAGAAGCUCAACAAAUAUAGACUCAGGGCCCGGCCAGAGGGCCUGCUAAAAUGAGUCUGUUCAGCUUUUCACAUGGGGGUGGGUCAAGCCAAUGGCACCAAAUUCUGCACUCAGCAGAGAUGCGUGCUGGGUAUUUUUGUGGAAAGGAUGACAAGGAUUCUUAGUACAGUGCAACAUUUUUGCCUGUUUGAUGAACUGAUCAAUAGUUUACUGAGCAUGUUAAUGCAUUUAAAUGAAAUAUCAAUUAUGCCAUAUAUUUUAUUACAUUGUUAUGCUCUCUUGCAGAGAUAACCAUGGUCAAAGUUGAUGUAUUGAGUUUUCUAUCAUAUGAGCACCGAGUUGCCGAGAAGCCAGAAAUCGGUCUAUUUGUACAUUGUGUAUAUAUCAUUGUCAAAGUGAUCAAGUUUCCUUCAUUUUACAAAGUAGCAUGGCUAGAUUUUCAUUUUUUUUGGCUAGGGGAAAUUGACAACUUUCAGAAAUGUAGGAAAUUGUGAUCACUGAGUCUUUCUGACAUUUUUGUAUUAGCACUUAAAGAAUUUAGGUCUCAUCGUGAAGGGUUCCAUGUUUUAGGGUACAGUCACAUCUUUUUCCAUAGGUUAUGUUGGGCAUUAAAACUUGGACAUUUGCUGAAAAGUGAAGUUUGUGUCAAAGUUAGAAGUAUUGUUUCAAAAUUCUUCAAUUUAUUAUAAAAUCAAAGAAUAGUCAAUAUCGAUAAAUUUAACUGGUGUGAUAUUGUGUGUAAAUAUAUUAUUUGAAUUAACAAAGUACAAAAUUUGUCUGCUAUAGCAUUGACAAGAUUUUCUGUAAACAUAUUGAAUUAAAUGUAUUCACAUGUUGGUAAAAUUGUGACUUGUAAUAGCCAAUAUUGAUGCUAUAUAAUUAGAUGUAUGACAAAACGUGCACAAUAAAGAAAACUGGUGUAAAUAUUUAUUUUUUUGUCCUAUACUUCAAUUUGUCCUCUUCAAUUUUAUUUUAGAAUAUCAGCUUGAAUAAAUCUUUUGUUUAGAAA
This is a messenger RNA of Saccostrea echinata, 12001 nucleotides long. Its product is annotated as serine/threonine-protein kinase SMG1-like. Gene Ontology annotation, molecular function: protein binding; protein serine/threonine kinase activity. The transcript is spliced from 74 exons. Gene Ontology annotation, cellular component: nucleus. Gene Ontology annotation, biological process: nuclear-transcribed mRNA catabolic process, nonsense-mediated decay; phosphorylation. The record is from RefSeq and is a predicted model, not a curated record. Bases 101 to 10861 code for a protein of 3586 amino acids. NCBI's taxonomy places the organism in Eukaryota, Metazoa, Mollusca, Bivalvia, Ostreida, Ostreidae.